CAAAAUAUAUUAUAUAACACCCUGCAAGUACUUUAGCGAGUAAGCAUGUCAUCUAUCUUCUAAUCAGCAUAAAUGGUUAUACUUAUUAAUAGGAACAAUUCCAUGGCUUCUUUGAAGCUCGUGUUUCUAUUUAUGCUCACUAUUAGUUUCACAUACUUUGUUGCUAACACUCAAGCACAAGCACAAGCACAGGACAUUCCUGUAUAUCUCUACAAAAACUGUUCAAUCAACGCCACCACCGCCACCAACAGUCCCUUCCAAAUUGACCUCAAAACCCUCCUUCAUUCCCUCUCUUCAAACGCCACCGGAACCACCCAAUUCCACAACACCACCGUCACAGGUAAAUCCCCCGAUGACACAGUCUACGGACUUUUCUUAUGCAGAGGUGACGUCACACCAACUCUCUGUCGACAGUGCGUUGUGAACGCAACACAAAGACUGUUAUCAGAGUGUUCACAUUCCAAACAGGCGGUCAUAUGGUACGACGAGUGUACGGUACGCUACUCUAAUCGUUCAUUUUUUUCAACGGUGGAUACGAGGCCACGUGUUGGUCUUCUCAACACAGGAAAUGUUUCAAACCAAGAUAGUUUCAUGCGUUUGUUAUUUCUGACUAUAAACAAAACCGCUGAUGAAGCUUCGAAUUCUCCAAUUGGUUCUAAGAAAUAUGCGACGAGGCAAGCUACUAUUUCUGGAUUUCAGAAUCUUUACUGUUUGGCUCAGUGUACGAAUGAUCUGUCACCACAAGACUGUAGAAGGUGUUUGAGUGCUGUUAUUGGAGACCUUCCAUGGUGUUGUACUGGAAAGCAAGGUGGAAGAGUUCUUUAUCCAAGUUGUAAUGUUAGGUAUGAAUUGUAUCCUUUCUAUCGCACCAACAAUGUUUCUUCUCCAUCCCCUUCACCGUCAAUUCUUCUUCCUCCCACAACUAAUUCCACAGGAGGAAGUAGUGGGAUCUCAGGUGGGACAAUUGUUGCAAUUGUGGUUCCAAUCAUAGUUGCUGUGAUUCUAUUUAUAGUGGCAAUUUGUUUCUUGAGUAAAAGGGCAAGGAAGAACCGUGAUUCUCUACAAGAAGGAAAGACAGCAUAUGAUAUCACUAAUGUGGAGUCCUUACAAUUCGAUUUCGCCACCAUUGAAGCAGCCACCAACAAAUUCUCUGCUGAUAACAAGUUGGGUGAAGGUGGAUUUGGUGAGGUUUAUAAGGGGACUCUUACAAGUGGACAAGAAAUAGCUGUGAAGAGACUCUCCAAAAGCUCAGGGCAAGGUGGAGAAGAAUUCAAGAAUGAAGUGGUGGUAGUUGCCAAGCUUCAACACAGAAACUUGGCGAGGCUUCUUGGAUUUUGCUUGCAAGGAGAGGAAAAGAUACUUGUUUAUGAAUAUGUACCCAAUAAAAGUCUGGAUUAUAUUCUUUUUGAUCCUGAAAAGCAAAGGGAACUAGAUUGGGGUAGACGUAACAAAGUCAUUAAAGGGAUUGCUCGAGGAAUGCAAUAUCUUCACGAAGAUUCUAGGCUUAGAAUUAUACAUCGUGAUCUUAAAGCUAGCAACAUAUUGUUGGAUGGAGAUAUGAAUCCGAAAAUAUCAGAUUUCGGUAUGGCAAGAAUAGUCGGAGUUGAUCAAACUCAAGGGAACACCAGCAGAAUUGUAGGGACUUACGGCUACAUGGCUCCGGAGUAUGCAAUGCACGGAGAGUUCUCUGUAAAGUCUGAUGUAUACAGUUUUGGAGUUCUCAUUAUGGAGAUUAUAACCGGCAAGAAGAAUAGUUCCUUCUAUGACUCUGAUGGUGCCGAUGAUCUAUUGAGCUAUACAUGGAAAAUGUGGAAAGAAGGAGCACCCUUGGAAAUGGUGGACCCGACAUUAAGAGAAUCACAUAAUCCAAAUGAAGUUAUGAGAAGCAUUCAUAUUGGUUUACUUUGUGUUCAAGAAGAUCCAGCUGAGAGACCUACAAUGGCAUCAAUAGUUCUUAUGCUAGACAGUAACACGGUUACUCUACCAAAUCCAAAGCAGCCUGCAUCUUUUCUUCACAGUGCAACUGAUCCAAACAUGCCAAGGGACCUGCGAUUUGAUUCUUCGACAACAAAGUCAAUAACAACUUCUGUGAAUGAGAUGUCAAUUAGUGAAAUGGAUCCACGAUAAUUAAGCUUGAUCGCUUGCUUGGACAUUGCAGGUUUUAUUAGAUAAAUAAAUUGAAGUGUAUAUCUAUGUCUAUGUAGUAAUAAGUCAUAUAUAGUUUCAUAUAUGACCGUAUUCUGAAAUGUUGUAAGUUUGUAAGUAAUUUUUCUAUUGAAGUUUGUAUUUUAGUUGUUUAUUUUCAAUGGAAAAUAAUAUAUGCGGGUUGUUACUUGUUUAGUUUGGCCAUGUAUUAA
This is a messenger RNA of Cicer arietinum (chickpea), 2357 nucleotides long. RefSeq names its product cysteine-rich receptor-like protein kinase 10. Gene Ontology annotation, molecular function: ATP binding; protein serine/threonine kinase activity. Gene Ontology annotation, biological process: defense response to bacterium; protein phosphorylation. Gene Ontology annotation, cellular component: plasma membrane. The record is from RefSeq and is a predicted model, not a curated record. Lineage: Eukaryota; Viridiplantae; Streptophyta; Magnoliopsida; Fabales; Fabaceae.